AUGGAGGCAACUUUUGACUCUCCGCAAAGUGCACCAGCGGUGCCUACGAUACCAGGGCAUCAGGAAGUCGAACAUGAAGCAACGGUCACGCGAGGGAAGAGCCAACCGGGUACCAUUGGAGCUUGUGAUGCCUGCCGGCUAAGGAAAGUGCGAUGUCUUGCCAAUGAGGAUUCGAGGUCCUCGAAAUGCCAACGAUGUGCGAGAGCAAGCAGAGAAUGUGUUUACACUACGCACAGCAAGACCCGCCGCCGAAAAAGAACGGAUACAAGGGUAAAGGAGCUUGAACAACGGGUUGCGGAGAUGAGCUUCCUUUUGGAGCACGGGAGGAGUAGCUCCACACCGUCAAGUUUCGAGAAAGAGGACGAGAUCGUCGAUACUCACGGGAUGAAUAGCGACAUGGGAAGGGUCCGUUCAUUCUCGAACAGCAGUCUCAGUCCAGGAGCAGCUACGAAAGACGAUACGUGCGUGAGCCAUGGCAAACAGCAAGGACUACCGCAGAACCCCGCCUCGUCCCACCAGGUCUGGGAACAGAACACGGAAGUUCCCAAGUCAAUAUCGAUUCUGCCGGACGUAAUCGAUCGUGGAAUAUUGAACAUGGCCAAGGCUACGGAGUUAUAUCAAAUAUAUCUCGAUGUACUUCUGCCACAAUAUCCGGCAGUUCCACUAAGCUACAAUGUGGCCGAGCUUAGAUCGAAAAAACCUAUCCUCUUCUUGGCUGUCCUGGCGGCAGGUUCAGGAUCAUCAGAUCCGUCCUUGAAUCGCAGACUGAACCAGGAGAUCCAAAGGGUAUAUGCCACGAAAGUGUCAAUCCAGGGUCUCAAGUCGCUCGAGCUGGUACAGUCUCUUUUGGUUUCGAUUCUCUGGACUUACCCUCCAGACAAGUUUGAGGACCUGAAGUUCCAUCAACAGAUACACAUGGCAGCUACGAUGGCAUUGGAUUUGGGGCUCGCUAACAAGCCAAAGGGGAACUCGAUGGGGCAGCAACCCUCCAAAGUGCUCUCUGCCGGGGACAAUCCCGAUUUGGCGGAGGAUCAAGGGUCCACGAGCCUGCCAACGAGAUUUCCCGGCGGGCAGCCUUUCGAUGUUUCUUAUGAUACAGAGUCUGCAAACCAUGUGAUGUCCCCGAAGAAGCAUUUGCCGGAUAGUGGUUCCUUAGACUGCCGCCGAGCAUUGUUGGCGUGUUACCUGUUCUGUGCUUCGGUAUCUAUGAGUCUGCGCCUUCCAAACUUCAUGCGUUAUUCUUCUUGGAUGGCGGAUUGCUCUGAAGUCCUGAGAACAUCCCCAGACGCUGCGCCUACUGACAAGCGAUUUGUGGCAUGGGUCCAGCUACAACGUCUCGUUGAGGAGUGCGGAACAAAUUUCGCAUUAGACAGCCCUGAUGAUACGGUCAGCUUGGCAGAUGAGCGCGCUCAGCUCAUGCUUCAGAGCUAUGAGAAGCAAUUGGAAGCAUGGAGGCAACAUGCUGUUAGCAAUGACAACAUCAUGAACCCUUUCCUGGAGAUCACCUACCACGCUAAUAACAUCUACCUGCAUGAAAUCGCCCUUCACCCUGAUCACGACGCCGAAGACUUUAAACCACCAUUUUCUGUAGCGGUGAAUGAUUCCAUGCCACACACCCCAACAGGAACUCCGACUCCACCGUAUAUCAAUGCGAUCAUUCAAUGUAUCUCUUCAUCAGAUGCCUUGAUAAAGACCUUUUUGAACAUAAGCGUCCAACAGAUCCGCGCAACCCCAACACUCGUCUACGUCCGCGUAGUCUACGCUGUCGUCAUUCUUAUCAAACUAUCCGUCAGUACAAGUACAACCGAGCUCGGAAAAGUGCUGAAAUCCGAGGAUAUCAAGGUCUCACUCUACCUCGAGCAGCUUCUUAUUCAUCUUAGGGCGGUGGCCACCCUGGACGACCAAAAUAUACACACUCUUGGGGCCAAAUUCCUCCAAAUAUUGACCAAAGUCAGGGUCUGGUUCCACCAACAAGGGAGGCCACACAGACCAGCAAAUGAGGAAAUACGGUCGGCUGCAGGCUUUGAGCUUUCUAGACCAACGGAAUUGACACGAGGAGACCCUUCACAAUACACAGAAAAAUUUAACUUUCGCAACGAUUUUAGCAAGAAUCCUACCAUGGACACUACCGCGUGGCCCAAUCAGUUCCAAUCAUCUAACGGCUACUCUGAUGCGAAUUAUUCCUUGCAACCGUCUUGGAAUGAUAUGGCCUUCGACUUCCCAAUGGAUCUCCACCCGAAUCUGUUCACGCAUCUGAUACAGGCUGACCAGACCCAGAAUUAUCAAGACAGCGAAACCUCGAACGUGGAGGUGUUCAACGAAAUGGAUUAUCUCAAUAACAUGCCUGACUUCGGUAGCUGGCCCAUGCAAUGA
Messenger RNA from Letharia columbiana, 2373 nucleotides. RefSeq lists its product as uncharacterized. The transcript is spliced from 4 exons. The record is from RefSeq and is a predicted model, not a curated record. Lineage: Eukaryota; Fungi; Ascomycota; Lecanoromycetes; Lecanorales; Parmeliaceae. Gene Ontology annotation, biological process: regulation of DNA-templated transcription. Gene Ontology annotation, molecular function: zinc ion binding; DNA-binding transcription factor activity, RNA polymerase II-specific; transcription cis-regulatory region binding. The coding region runs from base 1 to 2373 and encodes 790 amino acids. Gene Ontology annotation, cellular component: nucleus.